This is a messenger RNA of Mytilinidion resinicola, 2011 nucleotides long. RefSeq lists its product as uncharacterized. The record is from RefSeq and is a predicted model, not a curated record. Bases 69 to 1811 code for a protein of 580 amino acids. The transcript is spliced from 3 exons. NCBI's taxonomy places the organism in Eukaryota, Fungi, Ascomycota, Dothideomycetes, Mytilinidiales, Mytilinidiaceae.
AAGCACCAAUCCUGCAUUAUCUAAACUCUUCACCUUCCAAUUUUACAACUCGCCAUUACGAUCUGAACAUGUCUAGCGGCAGUACCAACCCCGCUAACACUGGCAACACUGGUGCCACUUCCCAAACCGCCAAUACUAGUGCUAGCACUAUCACGGGCACGUCCAACUCCGGUACACAAGGACCUAUGCAAACUGCACAGCAACGCGACGCCGCCCGUAUUGAUCCAGCAAACGUAGAACUCAUGCGAAGAGCGGGCGAGUCCUCUCGUGAGAAGCGCAAAAAAACCUUCCUCUUUCCGCUGCGCAUUCAAAACGACUUAGAUUUCUUAGCAAAGAUCUUUCGCCGCGCGCCAGGAUCUACUGUCUACUUCCACGACCACCCACCAGAAACCUCCGUCAUCCUCCCGUGUCUACCGAGCGGAGGCACUUAUCGUCAAGAUAUUUUUAUCGAUUCUCUCAGCAUGGAUUGGGACGAACGAGUGGAGGCUGCACAUAGGACAAUUUCCAAUGAAUGGUUCAGCAAAUUCAACAAAGUACGAGGCCCGUCCAUUGCCAACUGGGUUUCUUCUUUCCGCAACAACCAUCCAAGCGAAAUAAUUGGAGACUACUAUGGCUCCUUCAAUUGGAGCUGCCGUGUGCUCUUCAAAGACGGCGUGGAAUGGCUAGUACGAUUUCCCGUGCCUGGACAAAUUAUGGACGGGGACGAGAAGCUACGUCGAGAGGUCGCAGUGAUGCGCUUGGUCAGGCAGAAAACAAACAUCCCGGUGCCUAAGGUUCAUGCUUGGGGACUAUCAAACGACAAUCCUUUAGGUUUAGGGGCCUUCAUCGUGAUGGAGUACAUACAGGGCGAGUGCCUCGGUCAUCUUUGGCGAGUAGGGCUCAAGGAACGGAUACUACGACCCGAUAUCAGCGAGAGGGACCUGCGCACUGUGUAUCGUCAGAUAGCGGGGUUUUAUCUUGAGCUCUCGAAGUUGGAGUUUCCCAAUAUUGGGUCUCUAUCUAUCAGGGACGAUCAGAGUAUCCACUCAGAGUUAGGGCCGCUGACGCUGAAGAUGCAAGAAAUAGAGGCACAUGGAGGAGUUAAAGUUGGAGGCAAUCGCUCAGAAACAUUUCUAUCCGCAAGAGAGUACUUCGAAUACGUUGCCAAGCAAGAUAUGGGACAAUUGGAUGAACAGCCCAGUUCAAUCGACGACGCUAAUGAUGCUCGAGCUAAAUACAAGUUUCGCCAUCAGUUCAAUGCAAUUAUUCCACGCUUUAUCGCCGAUGAGCAUAAUCAGAUCAGCUUCAGACUAUUAUGUGAUGAUUUUCGCUACGGGAACAUGAUUAUCAACAACGCAAGAGAACUCAAGAUAAUCGCAGUAAUAGACUGGGAGUGGGCAUACGCAGCGCCGUACCAGAUGUUUUGCUCAGCGCCACGAUGGCUUCUAAUAAAGAAUCCGGUUCAUUGGGCAACACCUAAAGGUUCAGAAUUUGAUAGAUACAACUCAUGUCUACAACUUUUUCUUGACGAGCUUGAACUCGAGGAGAGCGAAAGAAACAAGGAUAAGCCGCAUAAGGAGAAGCUUUCUGACCUUAUGCGGAAAUCUUUGAGCGACGGCAAGUUCUGGUUCCAUGAAUUGAUAUAUGACUCUUUUACGAGUCCCGACAACCCAGCGUGGAAGGCCGUUUGCGAUAUCCAGCCUAGUUUCGAGGACCUUGCCCCUAUGUUGGAGCCGGAUCUCGAUGAGUUCGUUGAAAGGAAAAUGAAGCAAUUGGCGGCAUAUAAGGCAGAGUGCAGAGCUCGAGGAUUGUCAGUGGAAGCAGAGUCAUGAUUUGAUCUUGUAGGUAAAUGGCUGGAGUCUCGUUCGGUUUGGGAGCCUUAUUCUUUUAUCCUAAUGACAACCUCGACGUUCACAUAUCCGGUGAGUGGCUGAUGCUUUGAGGUCAUCCACUGGCACCGCUCCCCAUCGGUAUCAUGUGAAGAACUCCGCACGCGGACAAGUGGUAGUCACGAAAUACAAGCCCUGAACCU